AUGAUCGAUGAAACGGAGGAAGAUGACGAGACGCAGCGAUCAUCCCAAAACGACGGCGUUUCGAAGAGAAAGAGAAUGGGUUUCAAGGGUGGUGAUAAAGCAAAGAGAGCUCUGAUCGGAGCCGGUGGUCGGAUCCUGUUUUAUCCGACCCUUUUGUACAACCUCGUACGCUUCAAACUCCAGUCUCAGUUCCGAUGGUGGGAUCAAAUCGACGAGUAUCUACUAAUGGGAGCGGUUCCAUUUCGUAAGGAUGUUCCGCGACUAAAACAACUAGGCGUUGGUGGCGUAAUCACUCUUAAUGAGCCUUAUGAGACUUUGGUACCAUCCUCUUUGUACAAUGCUUAUGAAAUGGAGCAUCUGGUGAUACCAACACGUGAUUACUUGUUUGCUCCUUCGAUUGCAGACAUAACCCGAGCUGUAAACUUCAUUCACAAGAAUGCGUUGCUCGGUAAAACAACCUAUGUCCAUUGCAAAGCUGGUCGCGGAAGAAGUACUACUGUUGUUCUCUGCUAUCUGAUUGAGCAUAAGAGUAUGACCGUAGCUACGGCUUUUGAACACGUGCGCUCCAUAAGACCGCGGGUUUUGUUGCAUCCUUCUCAGAGGAAGGCUGUUGAGGAAUAUAGCAGACUACAAUCUCCUUUGAGCGAAACAGCAAUUCAUCGCAACCUCUGA
This is a messenger RNA of Arabis nemorensis, 672 nucleotides long. The record is from the annotation of a GenBank genome assembly. Lineage: Eukaryota; Viridiplantae; Streptophyta; Magnoliopsida; Brassicales; Brassicaceae.